CAGUCUGUGGGGCUUAAACUGCUUUUUUUUCUGGUGAGAUGAAGGCGCUGACGUUGCAACAAACAAAUGUCGCUCCGGGAGAGCAGCAGCAGCAGCAGCAGCAGCAGCGGCAGGCCACAUGUGGGAGAAGUUUGACCUCCAACUAUGCUCCUCCGAGUCUGGAGAAUAAGUAUUUAGCACAAGCACCCACGCUGAUGCCGCAGUCGAGCUCUUCCUUCUUAACCCAUGCAGUGCAGCCGUCCUCCUGCCCCGCUCUCCAGCCCUCCAGACUCUCCUCCACGUCUUCCACCUUUCCCCUCACCUCCUCCUUCUCGUCUUCCCUGCUCAGCACCGAGAACAAGCUCCUCUAUAGCGACUUCCCCCGUCGCACCUCCUCGACAUCAGUCUGCACUAACUCCCUGCUCUCCACAUCCCAACCCAGCGGUGCUCUGCUCAAUCGCUUUGCUCCUCCGCCUUCAUUCUUUCAUCCUGGACCAGAAGGAGAGCAGAAGAAGGACGAUGGAGGAGAUGAAGGCAGAGAGGAAAUGCUUGAAAUAUCUGAAAGCGUGGUAUGAGAAAUAUUCCUCAUUUAGGAAGAAAAAGAGAUGGAGGAGGAGGAUGAUGAUGAUGAUGAUGCUGGCUCAUUAAUGGAGUUACCUGUCCUGGAAACAGAGACGGACAACCAGGAACACGACCUACCUGUGAUCAGCAGACAGGAGGAAUUUGCUGAGGAUGAUGGAGCAAAACAAAAGCUGGAAGAGGAGAUGAAAGAUAAAAAGUAUCGCCUCCUGAACGCGGUGUGUUGCUCCUUGGUCAACAAAACUACUCCUCCGGGACAGAAAGACUGGGACGCAGAGGACAGCGUUUGGACCAAGAUUAAAAACUUAGCAACGAACAUUUCUGUCAACGACCCGGAGUUUCUUCUCAAGGUUGUAGUUUACACCCGCCAGGAGCUGAACAUCCGCAUCACAGCAAACUUCUUACUGGCUCUUGCCGCCAAUCAGCCGUCCACCAAGCCUCACUUCCGCAGAUACUUCUGUGCCGCUGUACAGCUUCCCUCAGAUUGGCUGGAAAUAGUCAGAAUCUACAAAACGUGCUUUAGCCGCUCGCUGCCGGCGUGCCUGAAGAAGGCGAUGGCCGACAAGUUCAAGCAGUUCAGCGAGUAUCAGCUGGCCAAGUACAACACACGCAAACACCGCUGUAAGCACAGCCGCAACAAACGCAAAGGAAAGGCACCAAGUGAUGCGCAUCUGAAGAAGUGGGCGAACUUGCUCAGAUCAGAUGCAACAAUCCUGAAGAAAUUUCUGGAGGGACAGAGCAAGAGAGAGGUGGUGGAUAAAAAGCAGAGCGAGUUCAGUAUGAAGAAGAUGAUCAAGUUGUUUCACAUUAAAGAACCAGCUGAACACGUUAUGGCCAUCCUGGGGAAAAAGUAUCCUGCUGACGCGAAGGCGUUCACCCGAAGUGGGAUGAAAGGUGUUUGGGAUAGAGAGAGAGCCGGGAAGCGAAUGAAGCUCAAACAGCCAGAGACGUGGGAACGGCUGCUCAGUCAGGAAGGGAACAAGGCCGCCACCUGGGAGAAGCUCAUAGACAACAGGUCCGUUCCAUUCAUGGCGAUGCUGAGAAACCUGAGGAACAUGAUCACUCAGGGCAUCAGCGAGGCUCAUCACCAGAAGAUCCUCAGCAGACUGACCAAUAAGAAAGCUGUUAUACAGAGCCGACAGUUUCCCUUCAGAUUCCUCGCUGCCUACAAAGUCAUCAUGGAGCUUCACACUUCAGCCUCAGCAUCAGAGCAAGCGAUGCCCACUAACAUCCUGCAGGGCAUCCUCAAGAAGAUUCCCAUGAGCAAGCGCUUCAAACGUCUGGACUGGGAUACGGCCAAGAGGAGGAGGAUGAGGGUAGCGCUCGGAGUGCCGUUUGUCUGUCGAAUAUAUCAUAUGAAGAAGGACCAGCUCCUCAAGGCCAAUCAGAGGCUGUACACCGUCGAGCUGUUGGACCGUUACCGCAAAGCUCUGGAGACGGCGGUUCAGAUCUCGUGUCGUUACAACGUGCCCCCCCUCCCCGGACGCACCGCCAUCCUGCUCAGCACUGACCAACUGUGCCAGAGUCAGAACUGGAAACAGGACUUAGACUUCUGCCUCCCACCGGACACUGAGCAAGAAAACGAGGAGGAGAAAGAGGAGGAGGAGGAGGAGGAGAAGAAGGAGGAGAAGGAGGAGGAGGAGGAGAAAGAGGAGGAGGAGGAGGAGAAAGAGGAGGAGGAGAAGGAGGAGGAGGAGGAAGAACAACAAGACAGGAGAAAGAAGAAGAAAAAGGACAACGAUGACAAGCUCACUCCUUCUAUGUUGGAGGUUGCAGCUUUGCUCUCUCUGAUGAUCCGCAGCAGUGCAGAAGAUGUUCAGCUCUGCUUAUUAAGUUAUAAUCACGGUGAAGAAGUCAAGCUGAAGUCUGACGUCCUCUUGGACAAUGUGAGGACUGUGGUCAAACAAGCAAAGGCAAGCAAUAAUAUGGAUUAUGAUAAAAGAGACAGCAAUUUCAUCUUUGAAUUAUUCACCAAGAAAAACCAGGUGGACAACAUCAUCAUAAUGACCAAGUCCUGGAUUGACAGAAGCAUAGAGUGGGCCAUCAACACUUUCAGGAAGGAAAUAAACCAUAAAGCCCUCGUGGUUAAUAUCUUAUUAUCAGAUCGAAACCCAGAUGAUUCCUCUGAAAGGAACUGUGUGAACCUGGGAGGGUUCAGUGAACAAAUGCUCAGAUUUGUGGCCGAACGAGGAUCAUCCAGGCUGCUGGACCAUGUGGAGCAUUUGGACAAACUCCACAACAUCCCACCACCAGAGGGCACCAAAGACCUUCAGACCAUAAACAAUGUCACUUCAAUACCACCCAGCCCCAAGUUAAGGUGGCGAGGUGUUCGAGUGUUUAUCUCCUCCACCUUCAGAGACAUGCACGCAGAGCGAGACUUCUUGGUGCGGAGCGUCUUCCCGGAGCUGAGGCGCCGAGCUGCUCAGCACUGCCUCCACCUGCAGGAGGUGGAGCUGCGUUGGGGGGUGACGGAGGAGGAGUCGGGCCGGGCCACCGAGCUGUGUCUGUCAGAGGUUUGUCGCAGCCAGAUGCUGGUUGGGAUCUUGGGGGAGAGGUACGGCCUGGUGCCCCCAAAACCCGUCCUCCCAGACCUGCCGCAGUACAGCUGGCUGGCGUCGGCCCCGGCCGGUCUAUCCAUCACUGAGAUGGAGAUCCGUCAGUUUGAGGCUCUUUACCCCGAAACGGCAUCAUCGCAAAUGUUCUGCUACUUCAGAGAUCCAAACAUCAUUAACUCCGUUCCUGUGGCUUGGAGGUCUGAUUUCGCUCCUGAAUCAAAGGAGACUCAGUCUAAAAUGGAAGCUCUUAAGAGAAGGAUCCAGGAAAGAGGUGUGAAGGUGACUGAAAAUUACCCGUGUGAAUGGGGAGGCGUCGUAGACAAGAAGCCGUAUCUGAAGAACCUGGAGGACUUUGGGAAGGCCGUGCUGGAGGACCUGUGGACGGCUGUUGUGAAGCAGUUUGUUGAAAAGGGUGACGAGAUUGAGGCGGUGUCGGAUGUGAUGGAGCAGGAGGUCCACCAGGGGGCGCUGCAGAGGCAGUUCUUCGGUAGGACGAAGCUGCUGUCUGCGGCCGUGGAGAUGGUGGAGCAGGUCCGGGCCAAAGGAGGGACGAUGGUGGUGGAUGGAGCAGCUGGAGAGGGCAAAACUGUGUUCAUGGCGGCUCUAGCAGACGCCCUCAGGACCGGCGUUAAGUCCAGGAAAAACCUCGUCUGUGAUGUCAUCUCCUACUCCACGGCCGCCAGCCAAUCAGCACGCUCUGUGGAGAACCUCCUGCGAUGCCUCGUUCAGUGGUUGAGGAAGAUGAAGGAUGCUGAGGAAGAAUCACCUUUCCCCUUAUCUUACAAAGAUUUGCUGUCAGAGUUUCACUCCAGUUUGAGCGACGUAAAGAAGAACAAACCUCUGGUGCUGCUGGUCGAUGGGCUGGAUCUUAUACGAGACAGCAGGGAUCAGCUCAACUCUGACUGGAUCCCGCAAGAGCUUCCACAGGGUGUGUGUUUGGUUGUGAGCGUCACGUCCGCUUCGACACUGUUACAAACCCUCACCAAGAAGAAAGCCUCUCUCCUGUUUGCACUGGGACAGCUCACGAUGCCCGACCGUAAAGAGAUCGUUCAGAAAGGACUCGACGCCUUCGGGAAGAAACUCAGCGACUCUGCGUUCAACAACCAGCUCCAGACACUGACGAUGAAGAAGGGAGCAGUGAGUCCUCUCUACCUGCACCUCGCCUGUGAAGACCUGAGAAACUUUGCCUCCUUUGAUAAGUUGAAGGAGAGCAUCCAGGGUUUGCCUGCGUCUCUGAGCCAGUUGGUCCAGUUCAGCCUGGACAGACUCUGCUCGCUGCACAGAGGCAUGCUGGGAAUCCGCUGGGCUCUGGCAGCUCUCACCGUCAGCACCACCGGCCUGAGGGAGCAAGACUUGUACUCCAUACUGAACACGUGCAAUGACCUCUUCUCACGAGACGGACAGGUCACAUGGCAGGAAGCGCUGCACCUGUCCAGGAAGCCCAAAGGACGCGUUCCCAUGGCAACCUUUACCCGUUUAGUGCAGAGCUUACAGAGCCUGAUCGUUCCCUCUCAUUGCCACAACACCGACGACCUGCUGACUCUAAAUAACCCGGAUGUGAGGCGAGCCUUUGAAGACUUCCUCCUCCCUACAGAAAGCGACAGAAAAAGAGCUCACCUCGUGUUGGCGGCUCAUCUGUGGGUGCUCGCUGACCCUUCGGACACAGGCACCUUCUUUCACUCUGAGGCCGACUCCGUCAUGCAGCUUCCCUCCAGCCUGAUUCAAAGCGGCCAGGUGGAGGCGCUGCAUUUGCUGCUCUCCAGCUACUACUUCCUGUUCGCUAAUGUGCGUCACGGCUUCCUGCACCGACUGUUAGAGACCUACAGCUCACACGCUGGCACCCAGACCCGUCUGCAGGACUGCUGGAGUUUCCUGCAACGUCACGCCCAGCUGCUCUCCUCCUGGCCGGCGCUUUUCGUCCAGCAGGCCCUCAACGACCCUUCGCAGACCUCCGCUCACAUCUGGGCGCGAGGCCUGGUGGGAAAGGGAGGGGUCCGGGUCGUUGAGUGGCUGAACAAAAUCGAUCAUUACGCUCAGGAAAGCGAGCUUGUGUCGACCUUCCUCUCUGAACCGACCUGUGUGGUUGUGAGCGCGGACGGAGAGCUGAUGGUGGUCGGCACCGCACAGGGAACGCUGCAUCUCAUCAGCACAUGUGGGGGACAGGAAGUGAAGUCGCUGAUCAGCAGCUGUGACGGCAUCUCCAGCUGCGUCUUCCUGAAGGACGAUCGUCUUGCUACCACUUCCUUUGAUGGACGGAUAGAGAUUUGGGACAUCGGGAAUGGAUGCAGGACUGCUCUUAUUAACGGCCACACUAAUGUGAUAACAGGAAGUGACAUCACUGCCGACAGGAAGCACCUCGCAACUGUGUCCCUGGACUUCAUGUUGAAAGUUUGGUCCUCCACUAAAGGUAAUGAAGUCGCUGCUCUAUCCAGCUCCAGCCCUUUGAACUGUGUGACGUUUGACCCCGAGGGACGCUUGCUGGCUGCCGGCUGCUGGGACGGGAAAGUGAUCGUGUGGAACUGGCUCCAGAAUAAAACUCAAACGUCUCUGUCUGGUCACCAGCGCUCAGUCCGCAGUCUCUCCUUCUCUCCCUCCUCCUCCUCCAUGCUCUGCUCUGGCUCUGUGUCGGGAGAGGUGAGGGUUUGGUCGGUGCCCACCUCCACCUGCGUCGGGUGUUUCCAGGCUCACAGGGGAGCGACGGACGCCCUCACCUUCCUGGAUGAUGGGAUUGUGUUGCUGACUGGCGGCUCCGAUCGCACGCUCCAGCUCUGGUCGGGAGGACUCGGACGUUCAGUUGCUACAUUUAAAAGCGAUGAAGGCGAGCAGGAGCCUCCUCAGAAGAAACUGAAGUGUGUAACCUCGGAGCCCGCUGCUCUGUGUGUGGCUGUAAACGGAGACCAUGUGGCUGUGGGUUACCAUCGAGAAGGCAUCAAACUCUUCAGUAUCGGCACAGGUGAGGAGGUUUGGGCGUCAAAGUUAGUGGACGUGACCGUGCCGUGCCUGCUGUGGCUCGUUGUGGACGCAGAGCAGCCGGCUACGGAGCUGCUGGUGUCUGCAGGAGGAGACAUACGCCUGCGGGUCUGGAAGAGAAAAGAAGGAGAGGAGGGGAUGCUGGGAGGCCUGGAAGAGUUUGGGAUGUUUGGGGCGCAGUCGGGCGUCAUCAUGGCACUCGCACAAAACUCCACUUACCUGGCGACGGCUUCAGAAAACUUCACCAUCGCUCUGUGGUCGUUGAGCGAACUGGCCACCGACUCUUGUUGUGAUCCGAAGGCGUUUCUGAGGGGCCACACAGGAGGGGUCACCUGUCUGGCUUUCAGUCCUGAUGGUCAACAGCUGCUGUCUGGAGGAAAAGAUCAGGCUCUGAUGGUUUGGGAUAUGAGUUCGUCUCCUCCUGUUCUUUCUAAGUCGCUCCCUCACUCUCACCGAGACUGGAUCACCGGCUGCGUUUGGACUCCAGACUGUGUGGUGAGCUCCUCAAAUGAUGGGAGGCUUUGUUUAUGGGACCUGGAGGCGGGCCAAAGUCUCCGCGAAAUCUCCUGGACGAAUCCUCUUACGUCUGUCUGCUGCCUGGGACAGUAUGUGAUAGCUGGCUGUGCGGAGGGGGCGCUUCAUGUUUGGAACUGGGAAACAAGCGUAGAAAUCAGCCACAUUACCGCCCAUAAGCAACGCAUACACCACUGCUCCCUCCUCCGUUAUAAAGCCGAGAACAAAGAAGUCAGCUCAGAAGAAAUGAGUGUCUUCACUGCGUCUGAUGACGGCACGGUGCAGCUUUGGAAGCCUUUACAGGUGGACCACUUCGGCACCUUCCACGGUCACAGCGGUGCGAUUCACGGAGUCGUUGAUAAGGAAGAAACUCAGGAAUUCAUCAGCAUCUCUGAAGACUGCUCACUGCGAUGCUGGAUGUGGACAACAGAGUUUCCUGGCAGUCAGAGAGGCAACAUCACCGCUCUGUGCUUCUCUGACAGAGAUGAUUUGCUUCUUGCUGGUUAUGAAUCCGGUUUACUGGAGUUAUGGCAGCACAACGCAGUGGUCGGCCUCAAGCAGGUGUCAGACGGCCCCAUCAAAGCAAUCUGCAGCAUGCCUGAUAGCCAGUUCGGUGUCAGCCACAUGAAAUGCGUUGAUGUGUGGAAGCUGGUGUGGAAUCAUAAACACAACACGGCAAACCUGGUGAAGAUGAACACAUACACAGUGACAGAGUCAAUGAUACACCUACAAUACUGCACCGUCCUAAUCGCUGUGUCCGACAAAGGGCAUAUAAAAGAUGUCUCCUGCUCUGAGGAAUGCAACUGGCAACACGAAAUCCAUAGUUGGCAUCAAAGUGUUCGAUUGUUGGGGACGAUCCGUAACGAUGAGAAAAGCAUGUGGCUGCUGGGAGAGUCGGAUCGAGGAGAAGUUGACAUCGGCUUCUUGUUCGCCAUGGGCCCAAAAAAUUCACUCAGUUCAGCUUUCAGCUCAGUGACACUAAAAGACGACAAGGACGAGGACGACGAGGAGGGGGAGGAGAAGAAAGAGAAGAAUAAAAAGCCGAUAACAGCUGUGACUAUGGACAAAGAUUUCGUGGUGUGUGGAGACCUGAAGGGCAACAUGUGGUUCAACCAGCCUCCAAAUCUUUCCUCGUGGAGCAGAAGAAAACCUGUGCACGGCGACAGGAUCAGUGUGCUGAGAAUCACCGACAGCACCAUCAUCUCCGGCUCCUACGACAGGACGGUGAAGAUGUGGGACAGAAACACUAAGAAACAGGUGGGUAUGUUCGUGUGUGGAGGUCCGGUGUUGCUUUUGGAAAUCAACCCAGAGAAACCGUCUGAGCUGGUUUGUGCCGACGGACAGGGGAAGCUGUAUUUCCUGUCCUGGAAGGAAUAAUCCUCUCGUUAUUCAUUCGGGAUGUGUGCAACAUAUUUAAUCACUCCAUUAAUCAGAAAUGGUCAGAAGCAUUUGUUUACUUUAUUGACUUUGAAUGUAUUAUGCAUGUAUGGGGGGAAAUAUUCACAUCACCAUAAAAAUUUAUAGUAAGGAUGCUCCUCGUUGUCAUGGUUACGUGUGCCUUUAAUUUAGAUUAGAAAACUUGCAAAUGUAAUUUACAAGUUUAAAUAUAUAAAUAUAGCUUUACAAAUAUUAGUUAUGGUUUCGCGUAGGAGCUGAAUUACUUUCUUUCUUUUUUUACUUGAAGGUUAUUAAAUGAAAUUUGGUUUAUGAAGCACUUUGGAAAUGGGGAAAAAUGGUAAUAGAUUACA
Scomber japonicus (chub mackerel) is the source of this 8344-nucleotide messenger RNA. It is a transcript of the gene tep1, whose product is annotated as telomerase-associated protein 1. The transcript has 55 exons. The record is from RefSeq and is a predicted model, not a curated record. Gene Ontology annotation, molecular function: protein binding; telomerase RNA binding; telomerase activity. Gene Ontology annotation, biological process: telomere maintenance via recombination. Lineage: Eukaryota; Metazoa; Chordata; Actinopteri; Scombriformes; Scombridae. Gene Ontology annotation, cellular component: telomerase holoenzyme complex.